UCCACAUUUCCAGAGGAGAGCGACACUCAGUCCCCCUCCAACAUUUUCUGUCGAGCUCGGGUAACAAAACAAGCGGAGCAGGACUCGUCCCGCUCUCCGGGAUAGAUUAUCAGGUUAUUCCCAGGACUUGGUUUGCUCCUUAUUCUCCCGGACGUCACCUCACGCACAUAUAGCUCAUAGGAUAUAAGUUAUUUACAGUAGCACCACCGGAAAUCCUGGAAGAUGGGUUCAGUCCCGGCGAUAUCUGUCCUUAUUUUGGGCAUUGUGGUUCCAGCGCUGGCCGGCUAUAUCGAGGCACUAGCAGCCAAUGCAGGCACGGGGUUUGCCGUGGCUGAGCCACAGGUGGCGAUGUUCUGCGCAAAGCUCAACAUGCACGUCAACAUUCAGACCGGCCGCUGGGAACCCGACCCAUCUGGAACCAAGAGCUGUGUAGGAACCAAAGAGGGUGUGCUGCAGUACUGCCAGGAGAUGUAUCCCGAGCUCCAAAUUACAAACGUGGUGGAAGCCAACCAGCCCAUUCGUAUUGAGAACUGGUGCAAGAAGGAGAAGAAGGUGUGCAAAGGCCACGCCCAUAUAGUGGUGCCUUACAAAUGCUUGGUGGGCGAGUUCGUGAGUGACGUGCUUCUGGUCCCAGAGAAGUGCAAGUUCUUCCACAAGGAGCGUAUGGACAUGUGCGUCAGCCAUCAGCAGUGGCACGGUGUGGCCAAAGAGGCCUGUGCCAAGAGCUCCAUGGUGCUGCACAGCUACGGCAUGCUGCUGCCCUGUGGCAUUGACAAGUUCCACGGCACAGAGUACGUGUGCUGCCCCUCCUCUCGCGCCGGGGAGUCCGCCCCACCUUCCCUGCCCUCACAGGAGGACGACGAAGAGGAAGAGAUAGAGGAUGAGGAGAUCGACGAGGCCGACCUGGAUGAGGAGGAUGCUGUGGAGGACAGUGAAACACCAGCUGACGAGCAGCCCACACAAAAGGAGGAGCCAGUGGACGAGGAUGAGGAUGAGGAGGAGGAAGAUGAGGAGGAGUACCACUAUGUCUAUGAGGACGAGGAAGCUGAUAGGGAGGAUGAGGAUGAGAAGACAGAGGCCAACAAAAUGUCAGAGAGCCAAGAUGAAGACAAGACUCUGCAGGAAGUGAAAGCGGUGUGCACCCUGGAGGCUGAGACCGGCCCCUGCCGUGCCUCCAUGCCCCGCUGGCACUUCGACAUGAGCCAGGGGAAGUGCGUGCGCUUCAUAUACGGGGGCUGUGCCGGCAACCGCAACAAUUUCGACUCAGAGGAGUACUGCAUGGCCGUGUGCAAACGCCUGACCGUGCCCCCGACCCCUCAGCCCACCGAUGAUGUUGACAUUUACUUUGAGACCCCAGCCGACGACAAGGAGCACAGUCGCUUCCAGAGGGCCAAGGAGCAGCUGGAGAUCAGGCACCGCAAUCGCAUGGAAAGGGUAAGAAAGGAAUGGGAAGAGGCUGAUCGCCAGGCUAAGAACCUGCCCAAGGCUGAGAGGCAGACACUGAUCCAGCAUUUCCAAGCCAUGGUGGAGUCCCUGGAGGAGGAGGCAGCCAGUGAGAAGCAGCAGCUGGUGGAGACUCACCUCGCCCGCGUGGAGGCCAUGCUGAAUGACCGACGCCGUCUGGCCCUGGAGAACUACCUGGCUGCCCUGCAGGCCGACCCCCCCAGGCCCCACCGCAUCCUGCAAGCCCUGAGGCGCUACGUCCGUGCUGAGAACAAGGACCGCCAGCACACCAUCCGACACUACCAGCACGUCCUGGCUGUGGAUCCCGAGAAGGCUGCUCAGAUGAAGUCACAGGUGAUGACCCACCUGCGUGUGAUCGAGGAGAGGAUGAACCAGAGUUUAUCUCUGCUCUACAAAGUACCUUAUGUGGCCGACGAGAUUCAGGAUGAAAUUGACGAGCUACUCCAGGAGCAGAAAGCCGACAUGGACCAGUUCCUGUCGUCUAUCUCUGAGUCGCAGCCAGACGUCACCGUGUCAUCAGAGGAGAGCGUGGAAGUCCCGGUGUCUGAGGGCAAACCCUACCGGCCCUUCCAGGUCACAUCCCUGGGGUCCCGCUUAGAGCCAGAGGGCGAUCUAUCAGACUCCCCACGUGCCUUCAAGAAAGGCUCCGCCAUGUCUGGUUUGGACGGUCUGAUAGGCGCCGAGGAGAGAAUCAUCAACAGCAAACCCAAGAUCAGCGACAAUGUGGUGAUUGAUGAGUCUCUGGAUGUUAAAGAAGUGGUUUACAGUGCAGAGAGAGUCAGCGUUAUGCAUGAUGAUGAGCUGGAGUCCUACCGGCCCCUGGGAGAGGACUUCAGCUUCGGCAGCAGUGCACUGAUUGGCUUGCUGGUGAUUGCGGUGGCCAUAGCAACUGUGAUUGUGAUCAGUCUGGUGCUUUUGAGGAAGAGGCAAUACGGCACCAUCAGUCAUGGCAUUGUGGAGGUUGACCCCAUGCUGACACCAGAGGAACGUCACCUCAGCAAGAUGCAGAACCACGGCUAUGAAAACCCCACCUACAAAUACCUGGAGCAGAUGCAGAUCUAACCAGAGCCUACAGGGGGUGCAGUGGAGGACGGCAACCUAGGGGGAACAUACUACUGACCAAUAACACAUGAUGCUAUUGUUACAAUUAUUUGCAUACAUCCAAACUCCAUUUACUGGUUUGUUCAAAACAAUCCUUAAAUAAUGCUACUACUUCUACUACUGCUACUAUUGUACUAUAGAGCUCUUUUUGAUCAUGUUUCUUUUGAAAAGGUGAUGUAUCUGCCAUUUUUGCAUUACAGAAAAUGUGAUUCUGCAGAUUUCUCUGUAAUUAUCAAUACAGCUAUCUCAGAUCAAGAUGUACAACAUUUCUUCAGACAUUUUCUUUAUUUUUGAAAGUGAAAGGCAAAUCAAGCAAACUUUAAACAUUUUUGAGUAGCCAUCAUCAAACCGGCACAUACCAGACACUACACGUCAGUUUCCCAUCAUGCCAAGUGUCAUCCAAGCAGUUUCUGAUGGUUUUCUCAAAAUGAAUUGGUGUUUUAUUUUGUUCUUUUUCCUCUCAAUAGAUUGCUUGUAUAUGAAGGUUCUUUGUACCAAUUAAAAUGUAUAGUGAAACAACAAAUGAGAAAAAAAUGAAAUCAUGAAUUAUUUACUUUCUGUUCUUUGUUAUGAUAACAGACAAAAUAUACAUAUACAGUUUAAAUAUAUAUAAGAGUAGAUGUUUUUAUUCCACCUUAUUUUCCCGGGGAAGAGGUCAUGAGUUUGUUUAGGGUUCUUAGCUUGGUGGUUAUGAGUUGCGUUUGCAGGCACACUGUUAGAAAGAGUCGGGGAAGGUGAGGGUGUGCACAGGCCCCCAGCUCAAACACAUCAUACAGAACCUCCUCUGAAACCUUACUAAGUGAAUGUGAUAACAUAUCCCCUCCUACACACACAAAAACAACCUUUCAUUAAUAGGGAAACAGUAUAAAUCGAUAGAUUGAGUAAUGCCUAUUGACAUGUGUUACAUAGUUGAAUGUAUUUUGGAAGCUUUUUUUCCAUACUAUGUAUCUGACAGGUUCCCUUGUGGCUUUUAUUUCAGUGCGGUGUCACAUACAUUGUGACGGUGGGCGAUGACAUGCCACAAACUGACAAAUAAGGGUUUUUUUUUUGUUUGUUUGUUUGUUG
Molecule: messenger RNA, 3630 nt
Organism: Seriola dumerili (greater amberjack)
Lineage: Eukaryota; Metazoa; Chordata; Actinopteri; Carangiformes; Carangidae
Gene: aplp2
Product: amyloid beta precursor like protein 2
Exons: 18
Coding region: 223-2526 (767 amino acids)
Biological process (GO): axonogenesis; central nervous system development
Cellular component (GO): membrane
Molecular function (GO): transition metal ion binding; serine-type endopeptidase inhibitor activity; heparin binding
Source: RefSeq, a predicted model, not a curated record